Molecule: messenger RNA, 5388 nt
Organism: Serendipita indica DSM 11827
Lineage: Eukaryota; Fungi; Basidiomycota; Agaricomycetes; Sebacinales; Serendipitaceae
Source: the annotation of a GenBank genome assembly
AUGUUAGACCCCGACGUCGAUCCUGGACCAAGUAGUCUGCUCGUUCAUGCCUCUGUACGACGAAGCGCCAGCCCAUCUACUUCCAAUCUACUUCCUCCACCUUCAAAACGACAAAAGACGACUGCUACCACCGAUCCCGUGGCCGCUCACAGUCCAACCGCCCAGGGCAAACGAGCAAAGGGCCGUAAGAAGCUCUUGGAACACACCAUUGACAUUUCCACCACCAUUUCGACCUCGUACAUGCCUUUGGAUCCAGCCGCAGUCCCCGCAAGCAGAUCGGAAAAGCCUUCGCCGACAAAGGAUUCGCAGGCAGACGGCUCGAUUCGUUGCAUUUGUGGGACACAUUGGGACGACGGUCAAAUGGUCCAAUGCGACGACUGUCAGACGUGGCAACACACAAAGUGCUACCGCGUCGACUUUGAGCGGCUGAAAAAGGACAGCGAGGCGCUCUGGGUAUGCGUCGUGUGUGAUGAAGCCAAAUGGAGCCACGCGACGCUCGAUUCAGAGUGGGCGAAUCGAAUGCAAAAGAGCGAAGAAGAGCGCGAACGCUUGGCUGCACUCGCAAAGCAGGUCGAGUCGGCGGCAGGAAGAGGGAAUGGACAUUCGCGACGAGGUCGUGGUACUGGGCGCCGACCGAAUAACAUUUCGCUCGACAUUUCUUCUGCCCUUGCUGGUCGCAACAUCGUGCAAGAGUCGGAUGAGGAGACGGUGGACGAGCCAGAGACGUGGAGAAAGGUGUACGUGAGCAUUGAGCAUAAUAUUGGAGAUGAGAGUUCUGCUCCGCACAUUCGCUCCUUUCUCCAGACGUAUGGCCCAAAGUCGCAGUUUGUCGCCAAGUCUGUCCAGCGGCACUAUGGAUGGGCCACUCCUGAUCCAAAGGGCAAAGGCAAGGCGAUUGAGAUUGGUGACUAUGAUUAUCUCGAUCGCUCGAUGCCCAUCAUCGUCUCGGACCGUGAGCUACGAGCGGCAGAAGACGAGGCUUGGGUCACUGUCCGUGCCAAAUAUUCUGGUCCUCUUCCCACCCAACCAGCGCGAUCAAGCAAGUCCCCUGCUCCGCGUCCAUCCACUUCAAAUGCAGCGGCGACAUUGGCCCCUCCGCCCCCUGCACUCGAGUCCGUACAGCCGGCUACGAGCUGGUCGUAUGCAAACGUCUUUCAACGGGCGACUGGACAAACCAAUCCCGUUCCGAAACCCCCAAAUCCCGUUCUCACUACCACUGCACAAUCAACGCCACAGCGACCCGGUCGCACCUCUACUUCGCCUGCUCCCGAUGCAAGAAGAGGUGCUGCAUCUCCUAUCACAGUUCGCGGCGCCAAAGGUGCCGACGAUGGAGCCCCAAAGGUGCAGGAUCGCGUGCCGACUCAGGACCCCUAUGUCGCCCAAGAAUACUCCCUCCAUGCAUCUCAACCUAUUCCUCCCCGCACGCUUAUUGCCCUUUAUCCAGCGAGUCUAUCCUCACAUGCAUCAUACCUCAAGACUUCUUCUAAUCAGUACCUCCGCCUAGGCACGCCUAAGCCACACGUUAGGAUGAUGCCGCCCCCUCUUCCCCUCAUCCUCGACUCUCGAGUUCUUGGUGGGAUCGGUCGCUUUGCGAGAAGCGGCUGCUGGCCCAACAGUGUCCUUCGCAGCGUCGUCCUCAAGGGUCGACAGGACAAGAGUUUAAAGAGCCACGUAGGAGAUCCGAGUGAGAUUGUUUUUGGCAUCUUUAGCUUGCGCGAGCUUCAAGAGGGAGAGGAAGUUGUACUCGGUUGGCAGUGGGACGACGCCCAUCGCCUUCAUCGUCUUCCUCGGCUCUUGCUCGAAGAAGCGCGUCAGACUUUGCAGGGCACAAAUGACGAGACCAAGGACUUUGAACGCAAAUAUUUUUCCAAACUCUCCUUCUCGCUACAAGAGGCGUUUGGAGGGUGUGCUUGUCAAGAUGAUCCGACACUCAAUGGAGAAGCGCCCCUGAGCGGAUCAUCACCUCGCAGACGGUGUGCCCUCAAGACGCUCUCCGAGUGGGUGGAACGUCAGAAGCAGCGAGAGAUUGCCGCAAAAGAAAUGGCAAUGGACAAGGACGAUAGUGAGCGAACGGAACCAGACGACACGAUUCCACCUCAGGCUCCGGAUCCCGCCCGCAAAGUCAUCAAGCCCUCUAUUGCCCAUCUUUCGAACCCGGUCACUACUCCUCAUGCGGUCACUUCGCAUCCCUCGCUCUCUGCGCCGACUCACACUUCGAGUCCGAUGCCUCAAUCCUCAUCUCGUGGUGCUUUGGCGUUCAUCACGGGACCAGCGUUUUCCCCAAACGAUCCCUUAUCGAGACCGAGCGCACCCCCCGAAUCCGGUCCCCGUGUUGCGAUCAUCCACCCAACUCCUCAACCUCCUUUGAUGCAACCUGCGCCACCGUUGGUCGCACCUACACCACGACAUUCCCAAGUCAGCAUGCUAUGGGAGCCUACUCGUCUACCCGCAUCCACCCCUCGUUCCUCGGGUCCUGUCUCCAUGGCCGCUCUCAUUCACGAGAGCGACACGCACCCACUCUCUCGACCAUCCUCUCGUCAAAUGUCGACACCUCGUUCAUCGAAUCAACUCAAGGUACCCGUCCCACAGCACCGCGGCGCGACUCCGCUCAGUGCAUCGCAAGAACUUUUCCAACUGUGGGGCCGAAACGUCACUGCUGGUGCUCUCACAGCGAGGUCAGACGAUACGGAUGAAGAUAUUCUCGUUCGUGCGCUAGAUAUUACACUUGGUCCGCUCAUUGGAGCCAAACGAGGUGUGCGUAUUGAAGAUGUCGAACAUGGUGGUCUUGGUAUGGCCAAACCUGUCGCUGGCUAUGGACGCGUCUCCUCUAGUUUGCCAAAGGCGGCCAAGCGGAAAAGGCAAGAUGUGGAAGAUGGCGAAGAUGGCGAAGAUGGCGACCUGCCCUUGCAGAAGAGACGAAAGCAAGAUGUCUCCCUUCCGCCUCGUCUCCGGUCAAAGCAGAAGAGGAAGCGACAUGUGCCUCGCCUUUCAAAUGGGAUGGACGUUGACGGGGAGCGAAUCGCUACGGACAGUUACGAGUUUACAUUUAGGGUCCCGACGUCGCUUUCUGCGCACGAGAUGGAGGCUCCGAAUCCUGACGAUAUUCGAGAGAGUAUCAUGAGGGUUCUGGAGGAGCAAGGAAUGUCUAUUGAUGUCCUCAAUGAGGCACCCUCGACACCGCCUCCUGAAGCCUCCUCUGCUCACCAGGAGACACGGCUGACUGAAGUCGAGGCGUCGACUCCAGUACCUCCAAUCGCUCCUCGUUCUCCUACUCCACCCACCCAGCAGCCAGUUGUCCUAACCCCAAAGGACGAGACCCCGCCUGAGGUUGCCCAUGAGGUUGCUACUGAGAACAUCGCCUCUCCGGAAGGAUCUCCUGCCAAGAUGCAGGUCGAUUCGACUCCGGAGCCACCAACGGUUAACGAGGAAAAUGAGAUGCAAGAUGAGCAUCAAGUCGUUCAAACGCUCACGAAAGUAUCUUCAUUUGAACAGUCGGUGACGGCCGAGCCAGCGGACGAGACUGCACGGGCCAUACCGAACGAAGUGCCACAAUCAUCGAAUCGACCUAUCACACCCAUCCCAAUGAUCAUGCCGGUCGUCGAUUCGCAUCGACAUUGGCAUUCUCCUGCACCGAGCUCUGUGCCAGAGGAUCAUGUUCUCUUGCCAACCGAAGAGCCAACCGUGCCAGAGUCCCGGUCGCCAACAGCGUCUGACAUUGAAACUGCGCCUCCUCCAGAGAGCAUGUCACCGCCGCCCGCCAUUGUCGUCGGUCGUAGGUUGGUCACACCGGAUAGCGAUCGGGAACAAACACCGGUGGUGGUGGCGGCCUCAAGGGACCAGGAUAACUCGUCUGAGCUCAGCGGAGAUCCCGAUGACUAUGCCGAGAAUCAAGAUGAUGAGGACGAGAGAAAGUCCGAAGGGAGCGAGGAGGAAGAAGACGGGAGUGAGAAUGGGAACGAUGAAGAAGAUGAGGAGAGCUCUGACUUUGAUACCAAACAAACGUUUGACGACUCGGGCUCGCUUACACCAGCACCUUCUCCGACUCCCUUGCCUACUUCUGUUCAGGCUCUACCCGAAGUAGCGCAGCCGUCAACACCUCCACCUCACCAAAUCGCACUCCCUGCCUUUGAAUCGUCUUUGACUUCGUCCUCGAUAGUCGCGACACAAGCCGAGCUCGUUCAAAAGGAGGACGAUAGGGCCUUACAGGAACCGUCCAUCGCGUCUGCGCCGCCCAAGGAGGCUCCCGCCCUCUCAACUGUUCCCGAACAUGUUCUCCAUCAGAGCAACACACCGCAAAGCUCUCCAGGUCCCGAGGAUAUACCGCCUCCUGGUUCUUCUGCAGAUCAGCCACCUAGUGAUAAGCCACAACAGACGCAUAUUCGUCGUAUGACGCUCAAGGAUUAUGCUCGAAAACGAAAACUGGCUGCCGUCUCACCUCUGCCUCCAUCAGGACCUGUUGCGACGGGCUAUUUUGCCAAAAUGUCGUCUCCUGGACCCGCACCCGCGCCGACGGCUACAGAACCUGUUCCGACUGAAGAGCCAGUGACACCGCUUACGGCUGCAUUACCCCGGAGAGACGAUGCAACUCCUCUAAGAGUGGAUUUAUCCCCUUUUCCCGACCCGAUAUCGUUGAAGCGUGAGCAAUCGAUCGAGCCUCUUUCUCUUACAUCCUCUCAGCAAGCCGCAGUCUCCUCUCCGACGGUCGCCAACCCACCACGCCCACUACCAGUAUCUCACCCUAUUUCUAGACAGUUGGAUACUGAUCGCUCUCUGUUACCAUCACCUUUUCCAAUAUCAAGUCUGGACAGGGAGACUUCACCAGUGAGCGUCAGGACGGUCUCGAGUCCUCCGCGCCACCUACCCACUGUCAGUUCACCACGUGCUACUUCGCCAGCAGACCUGAACGCCAUCAAGAUGAUGGAGGACGGAGAGAUUGAAGCGUCGACGACGCCUUCGCCCUCGAGAACGCCCGCUCCUUCCUUUGGUGGAUCUCUCCCCACUCGAAGAUCCACAUCGCCGAUGCGGUCUUCAUCGUUUGCGGAUGGCAAGGCCUCUCAGGCGCCAAAUCAACCACGGUCAAUGGGUCCACGCGCGAAUGGGGCGCCCUCUCAUGCCUUUCCAUUCAAUAGUCAACCCAGUCGUUCGUCUACCAACGGCACCCCGUCACGUCCUCCACCUCCUAGAAGUGAUCGACCCCCACCGUCUGGCCCGCGUGCUCUCCGAGGCCUCGACGGGCGUGGACCACCUCCUCGACACUCUGACCGGCCUCCCGACAAGCCAGCACGCGCCUGGGACAGAGAUCGAGAUCGAAGCGAUAUGGACCGCGAUCGUGAUCGUGACCGGGACCACCGACUGUGGAGACCGCGGGGUGGAUAUCCAAGGGGUUAA